Epinephelus lanceolatus (giant grouper) is the source of this 6218-nucleotide messenger RNA. The record is from RefSeq and is a predicted model, not a curated record. NCBI's taxonomy places the organism in Eukaryota, Metazoa, Chordata, Actinopteri, Perciformes, Serranidae.
ACAGUCUACGGAAUUGGGAAAAAAAAACACGCGCGCAUGUUGCCUCUCUGUGCGCAUAAUGAUUCAUCAACCACCGUUUGCUCACGAGACAGUGAUUUCGGGUCCGACUAGUUCAUUUUACAGAGCUGAGUGUUUUGUCGUGGGCCCUCGGAUGCCCCCACCCCCACCUCUCUCAUCCCGCGUCUCGACGGACCAAACGCUGCUGCUGCAGCAUCACCGGCAGCCUCCAAACUGCGUUUUCCCUGCCGUGAUGGAUCCCUCUGUAAACCGGUGAGCUGCUACCAGAAGACCGGCUCAACUGUGGGCAACAACCGACGAGCAAUAACCGCGGCGAGAAUGUGCCAUAUAUCCAAGGGAUAAAAAAGAAAGAUAUAUAUUUCUAGCAAUGUUAUAGGAGCGUCUUGUUUACCUUCCCGACAGAUAAACAGCCGGGUGACAGUGAUAUUACGGCCGACAUGUAAGAGCUGGAUAACUAUUCCCGUGUGACCGACACCCAUCUGCAGCUGCUCACAAUAAAAUGAAAAAGGAUGGGCCCUUCAGGUCAGUAGACCCGUACUGAUUGGAGACAUGUUCUAAGGACGACAUCUGAGCCACCAUGAAAGGGUUAGGAGCCAACCGCAGUCGUCACCUGUCUGACUCGUGUGAACCACCCGGAUGCCCACAGAAGCCUCUGUGUCCUUUGUCCUCUGACCCUCACUGCGCCUUUCUGUUGAGCCCCACCAUAAACCACUAUGGCACCCUGGACCCCCAUCUCCACCAGUGCACACCCACCAGCCCCACCACCCUGACCCCUGACUGCCUGCUGCCUUUCAGCCAGGUGUCCAACAGCAGCACCUUCCCUCGUCUGCACUUCACCUCCCAGACCAACCAGGUCGACUGCUCCCAGGCCUGUAUGGCAGGUGGUGGUGGAGUUGGGCAGGGAAGCAGAGCAGGUGCGCUAUCCACCUCCUUAUCUAUGGGUAUGGGUUUGGGUCUGGGCCUUACUGGUGCUCCUAUGAUCACCAGUGGAUCAGCCACCAUAUCCUCUGCAGCAGCAGCUAAGAUGAAUCGGUUACCCUCCAACCUUUUGGAUCAGCUUGAGAGGCACCUGCCACUGCAGCGUGAUGGCUUCAGCACGCUGCAGUUUCAUAGAGGACGUAUGUCGAAGCAGCGCAGUGAGAGCCCAGGACGCAUUCGCCACCUGAUGCACUCUGUGCAGAAGCUAUUUGCCAAGUCCCAGUCCCUGGAAAACUCUGCAAUCAAAGGCAGCUUAAACGGGCGCUCCACUGGAGGACUGAGCGUCACCACAGGAGCUGGUGAGGACGGUGGUAGACCAACACGCAGGAGCAAGAGUAAAGACAGGGCUAAAACUGAGGGGCCAAAGCAGAGACCUAGGCCUAAUGCACUGGGUCUGUGGAGCUCGGACGAUGCCCUGGACACUGACACUACCAAAGCUGGCACUAUUGCUGUAGGUUACCGCAACCCGCUGACCAUGAUGACUCUUGGCAGAGCGGUGUCAGACAGCCAGGCCCCUCCCAGACAUAUCCCACAGGGCUACAACACCAUUUCUGCACAUACUCUCAAGACCUCGAAAAGCAGCAGUGACCUCAAGUUCCUGGCAUGCCAGGCGACGCAGGUAGGAUCCAAGGAAGAGGAGGCGAGAACCAGGGGAAGUAAGGAUGAUAUACUGGUGAAGAGGGGCUCCUGGUCCACUCUCACCCUCAGCCAGGCCAGGCAAGUGUUGCAGAAGGGCUCUGCUACAGUCAAUAGGACCCUGCUUAAAUCAAAGUCAUGCCACCAAGACCUGGCACAACAGUUCCUUCAGGUCCCACUGGGGGACUGGGCAGGAACUCUUGGUCGGGGCCGGGCCAGAGGAACUGAGAUCCCCUGUCGAAGGAUGCGCAGUGGCAGCUAUGUGAAAGCGAUGGGAGACUUAGAAGACAGCGAGGACUCGGAGGGAAGCCCCAAACCUUCCCCCAAAGCCACUGCCCGUCGCCAGAGUUACCUGAAGGCCACCCAGCACUCCCUGAGCGAGCAGCAGCCGCCUCCACCUCAACGCAAGCCUCGUUGCUACGCUCUCAUGCGGGAGGAUUAUCUGUGGUCUCCACUACAGAGUGCAUGCUCUAUGCAGCAUCUGAGCUCCCUGCCGUCCCUGAAAGAGCUGUCGACCAAUCGGAGCCUCGAUAACUUAGACUGCCUGGUGAGCCCGCUGGAGGCCCCUCCACGGUACAGGAACAAUGAUUUCAGCCAGUGCUCCAGCACGCUGGGCAGAGGCUCGGGCACUCAGCGUGUGAGUCUACACACGUUCUUUCAGGUAUACGGGCCGGGCUGUGGGCACUCAGUACCGUACUGUGAGGGGGAAUCGCAGGCAGUGGAGGCUCUGGAUCUGCCUGCGCCCACGUGCUUCCGGUCACGUAGCCACAGCUACCUGCGGGCCAUCCAGGCGGGCUGCUCCCAGGAUGAAGAUACAGCGUCUGUGGACUCAGACUCACCGCCGCCCACCACUACAGGCUACAGCUCCAACACCACAGUCAGCAAUAGAAAGGCUCCUCCUCCAGUCCCACCCCGCACCACAUCCAAGCCCCUCAUCUCAGUGACGGUGCAGAGCAGCACAGAGUCAGCCCAAGACACAUACCUUGACCAGCAGGACCGUGGCAGUGAGGCCAACAGCCAGUCAGGCCGCAGCAACUCCUCUGACAGUCUCUGUAGCAUCCGCACGGGCAGUUUGGCUAAGGGGACUCGACCUCCACCAGUCCCUGUCCCUGCUGCAGCUCCUGCACCCGCUGUAGGCUCUGUGCAUCCUGUUCCAGCCCCUCGUGACCUCCCUCCCACCACCGCCAACACUGUCACCACUACUACUACUUCCACAUCUACUCAGUCCCAAAAUGACACCCUGAGCGUUAGUAUCACCGUAGAGCAGCCCCCGACUGCAACCAAGAGGAAACUGUCCUCUAUUGGAAUUCAGGUGGAUUGCAUUUUGCCAGUCUUGAGAGAAGAACCACUACCCCUGACUGCCCCCCUUAAGUUUCAGUCAAUUGGAGUUCAAGUGGAGAACGGCAGGCCUCUCAGCCGGGACAGCAGCAUGGCGUCCAGACAAAAUACAGAGUGCGAGCCUCAGGAGCCCCAGGAUGCCGCGCCCACAGAAAACAACACAGCCAACUGCACCAACAGUCAAACAGUGAAUGCCAGCGCACCCAACGGACAGGACAAAGCCAUGGAACAGCAGCCCCUUAAAAACAGCUCAGCCCCAUCCAGGAUAUCCACCUCGCCCCUCGAGACCCUGGAUCCGGCAUUAGACCCCUCCUCGCUGCCACCGCCAGAUCCCAGCCUGGAGACCGCAAAUUGCAGCUCCCACGGAGAUGCUGUUCAGCCCAGCACGCCAGCUUGCCUCCGAGACGGGAACUGGUUUCUGAAGCUGCUGCAGGCGGAAACAGGGCGCAUGGAGGGCUGGUGUCAACAGAUGGAGCAGGAGACCAAAGACAACAAGCUGUCAGAGGAUGUGUUGGGAACGAUCCGCAGUGCAGUCGGCAGUGCUCAGCUCCUCAUAACACAGAAGUUCGAGCAGUUCAGAGGGCUCUGUAAUGAGAACUUGAACGUAAAUGCCGACCCACGACCAACAGCACAGGACCUCGCAGGGUUCUGGGAUCUGCUACAACUCUCAAUAGAAGACAUCAGCAUGAAGUUUGAUGAGCUCUACCAACUGAAAGCCAACAACUGGCAACUUCCUGAGAAAUCAGAGAAGAAGGAUGAAAACAAGCAGCUUCCAUCAUCUGUGCCAAAGAAGCAGACUAAACCCAAGCUGUCAGCAGGGAAGGAAAGGAGCGUGGACUCGGCCGUGGACAAACAGCGGCAAGAAGCCAGGAAACGUUUGAUGGCAGCGAAGCGCGCGGCGUCAGUACGACAGAACUCCGCCACGGAAAGCGCUGACAGCAUUGAAAUCUACGUCCCCGAGGCCCAAACCCGUCUCUGAGAGCACCGAUCAUCAAGGAAAAACCCUGACUCACUUCAGACAUUCAUUGACACAAAAAAACACACAGACAGAACAGAGACGAACACACAAAUGUACAACGGAUGCACAGAGUCCGAUCCCUCGUAGCAGCACAGCUGAUGAAACGCGGGGGAUCACAGGGCACCGAAACAAUCCAGAAUAAUGCAGAUCAUCACCCUGCUGCCAUGGGACAAAAAUAACCUUGACAGAUGUUUAAUACUAUUGUUAUUAUUGUUAUUAUUGACAUUAUAAUAAUUAUUAUCUCCUAAAGUAUAUCAGGACUGUCUUAAAUGUGCAAGUAUCUUGGAUAAGGACAUCCUGUACCUUGUGAGCUGAAGAAUCUUGGUAUCCCAGAAGUUUACUCUCUUAAAAACUCCCUUCACUGCUGAGUCUACCGGCAAGUUGUGGCUGCCUGGUUUACGAGCUGAGCUACCAUCCACACACACUCAGGACACACAUGCAGGUGUACUCACUGUCCACAGAGUCUUCCUGUUCUCUAUUUGUAUUAGGCUGCCACUCGUCGGGUGUGGCGUGCACGCUUUACCCUGUGCGCAUCAUGAGAUGGUGUUAAUGUACUCAGAGGUUUAAAAAUGCAGAGAACCAGAGGAAGGCAGUAGCAUAUAUAUUAUAAAUAUCACACUAUUACAAUGUUCAUUUUGUAAAUGUUGUAUACCAGAUUAUUUGUUAGAAAGAGGUCAGUGUUCAGUACCAAGGUAGUUUUUUAUAGAUCGAGUACAUGUACUGUCAUGAUAUAUUAGCACUUGAUGCAAUCAUUCACUCCACCUCUCUCUAUCUCUCCUCUUCACAAACGCACACUACACAGUCUGUGUCUGUGAACACCCAUCGUUAGUCUUACAUUUGUUUAGUUUUUUUUUUUUUUUUUGUUUUUUUUCUCUCGUGAAGGGAUGUGAGGAAUGACUGUCCUGCCGGUGAGCUACAGAGGAAUGUAUGAACUCGUAUGCAUUUACAGCUCAUGUUCGACUUGAUCACUGCACUUUUUUUCCCAUUCACCUCGGAUCAAGUUUGCUCACCUUCGUUUGCCUAAAUCAUUCAGACUUUCACUGCAUCCGCACACGAUGUAGGGGACCAAGACAUUCACCACUCGAUAAAGGCAUUCCCAUUCAACCAGACGACGUGUGAUAGGGUAGGGGUUUACGUGCCACUGGAAACGAAAUGGAAUAGCAUAGCAAUAAUAAAAAUCGUACAAGAGCGAGCAAUGCAGUAGGUACCCAGUCUUAAAUUAUUUAACAUUUCCAAUAAAACUUUCUUAGCAUGAAGGAUGAAUGUUUAUUUCUUGUAUGAACUGACUGCCCUUGAAAUGAUUAAAAUCUCAGGUUGAAUGCAAACUCAACAGUAGAAAACCACUAUGGAUGGAUUAUUUAUUGUAUAACCACAAAUUAACUGACCCAGUGCUCAGAGCCAUCGACCAAUAUUUUAAAUCCAGACCUAUUAAACAAGAAAAGGUUUGGUGCAGUGAAGUAAAGGCUUAAUUUGACUGCUGAUAUCGGCAGUCGUUGCCCUUUCUAGCAGCUUGAACUCCCACCCAUUUGUUGAGGAUGAACUGUGGUACAUUAUUUUUUAAUUUAAAUUUUACUGUCAUUGACACGUUAGAGGUCGACCUAAACAUGUCUUGACUUCUGUAAUUAUAAUAAUCAAUGGUGCUGCGAGGGACUAAAUAUUGUGCCAAGACGGCAACGAUCACCAACAUUUCAGUGUCAUUUGAUGAAGCUUUUAUUUAAAGUGAUUUCUUUUUUAUUUUAUUUAAUCUGCUCAUAAAUUGUCUGUGUGCGCAUUCUCAGCCAAGUUUGUGUUUGCAUCACUCCAGAUAUACGCUAUGCCUCGUCUCUGUCUCAGCUCGUGACGCUUUGAGUGUGGGACUGAAAUAAUCUCCAUGUUUCUCAAAUGGAAACACAAGUGCCAAAGGGUACAUGAGUGGAAACUAGGCAUAGCAGAUACUUGUGCACAAGUGUAGGUUGACUCACUAGGUUUUUGUUUUCUCUGUGGUGGUGUUGUGUUUUUUAAGUAAGAGCUGGCUCUCCCCCUACUGGUCAGUCCUUGCAUGACACUCCAGACAUCUUGUCCUGCUCCAUUUUGAAUCUUUUAGUUAACAUCACACGAGAAAUGACGUUGAACUGGGAAUGCUGACACGACACCAAGUUGUUGAUUUUCUUAUUCUCUUGUUUGUAUUACAUCAACAAUGGACAUGUGCAUUUCAUUGUCCAAAGAAAUCAUUAAACAUCCCUUUGCUACA